This is a messenger RNA of Caenorhabditis elegans, 1528 nucleotides long. RefSeq names its product Membrane-bound acylglycerophosphatidylinositol O-acyltransferase mboa-7 (gene mboa-7). Gene Ontology annotation, cellular component: membrane. The record is from RefSeq and is marked reviewed. The transcript has 10 exons. NCBI's taxonomy places the organism in Eukaryota, Metazoa, Nematoda, Chromadorea, Rhabditida, Rhabditidae. Gene Ontology annotation, biological process: phospholipid metabolic process. The coding region runs from base 9 to 1370 and encodes 453 amino acids.
GUAAUAUCAUGGAAAAUAUCCUUGGCUUGAUGUCCAAAGAUGAUUGGAUAUACACCGGAUUGUUGCUUUUCUCUUUUGGAGCAUCUUGUUAUGUACGGAAAAUUGGAAAUAAUAUAUUGGCAUCUGGAGCACUCGGAUUUGCUAUGUCUCUUUUUAUUAUUGGUCCAAAAAUUGUAUAUUCACUGGGAAUUUGUUCGAUUGCGAUUUCGAUUCAACUGUUGGCUAACAAAAAGAGCACACCACUCUACGUUUUCCUCACAACAUUCACUUAUCUGAUGUUUGUUCGAUUUGCGCAUUACAUUUUGCCUGUCAACGAAGUCGCCAGCCACACCAAUGUCAUUCAACUGAUUAUUACUUUAAGAAUAAUUGGCAUCACCUUUGAAGAAAAUGACGCGUGGGUUCACAAAAGCGAUGAGAAUCCGACGAAAAGAUACUUAACAGAGCUUCCUACUAUUUUGGAGAAGUUUGCCUACUUUUAUCAUUUUUGCGGACUUUUCACGGGACCAUACUACACAUAUCAAAUGCUUAUUGAUUCUCAAAACCCAAUUCUAAAAUCAUGGGAUCCCACACUGGAAGUGAAGUCUAGAUUUGUUCGUCUCCUCUGGUCGGUUCCAGUUUUUGUGAUCACGAACCACUAUUUCCCACUUGAUAUACUUCGAUCGGAUGCAAUCUGGGAGGUCUCAUUCUUUACUCGACUCGUCUACGCUGCUCUAAUUUUUGUUGUGUUUAAAACAAGAGUAUACAGUGCCUGGGCAAUUGCGGAGUCGAUUUGUGUUAUUCUCGGAAUCGGAAUUUACCCAGCUGCUUCAAAUCCAAAAAUCAUCAUGGGACCAACGGAUUUGAAUGCUUUCGAUAAGCUGAAAACAAGAGAAAACAUUGAAAUGAGCAGUGACGCAAUUGUUAAUUUAGAUAUUCCAAAAGUUGAGUUUUCUGAUGGAUUCCGCGAUGGAAUGAAAGCUUGGAACAGAUCGGUUCAAACGUGGCUGGCUCUUUAUGUGCAUUCGCGCGUUAAAGUGAUGAGAGUGGAGACAACUAUGCUAGUAUCUGCUGUCUGGCACGGAACAUAUGCUGGAUACUUCAUGUCAUUUGGAGUUGUCGCCAUGUGUGCUAUCUUAGAAGACGUGAUUUUCAAGUUGGUCCCUGUUGAUACAGAAACAGGAGUUCGUCCAAAGUGGUUCCGCAUUUUAUAUACGCAUACAAUUCGCUGUCGUGGAUUUGAGAUGCUCGCCACUGGCUUUUUGCUAAAAAAUGCAUACGACGUUCAUCAUUUCUGGUCUUCAAUCUAUUACUGGUUACCUCUUCUCUGCAUUCCGUUCUACAUUUACAGUGCUAAAAUCUCAAAGCCGAAAAAAGCUCAAAAAUCGGAAUAGACUCCAAUUGUUCUCUAGUUCAAAAUAGUAUGUAUUGUUGAUUGUUGAUUCUCAAGCUAAAUUAUUUUCGCCCUUUGCAUCUAGUCAAGUGACCGUUCACCCAAUAUUUGUUGUUAUACCCAUUCCGUUCCUAUUCUUGUGAAAUGAAUAUGGUCUCG